This is a messenger RNA of Rhododendron vialii, 1662 nucleotides long. RefSeq names its product L-type lectin-domain containing receptor kinase V.9-like. The record is from RefSeq and is a predicted model, not a curated record. Lineage: Eukaryota; Viridiplantae; Streptophyta; Magnoliopsida; Ericales; Ericaceae. Gene Ontology annotation, molecular function: ATP binding; carbohydrate binding. The transcript is spliced from 3 exons. The coding region runs from base 1 to 1386 and encodes 461 amino acids. Gene Ontology annotation, cellular component: plasma membrane.
AUGGCCCCAGAUAGGUAUAGUAAGAAAUACCAAUUACGUACAACGCCCCCUCCUCGCUCAUCUGUAGUUUGUCGAAAAACUAGGAGAGGUUGCGAUCCUGAUCCCACCUUAAAUGGGUAUAAGCUCAAGCUUUCUCUCAAUGGUGCACAGACCGCAAAAAUUACAGAGAACUUUCAAUGCAACAAUAUUCCAGAAGAUUUCUCUUUCAAUGUACAUACGAAGCCGGAUGGAACCGUUGAAUUCAGUUCCAAUGGCCUGAUCACACUAAACGAUUAUGAAAGACGAGCAAAGGGCCGCGCUUACUACAACUUGCCCAUCCAAUUCAAGAACUCCUCAAAAGCUAGUGUCAUUUCCUUUUCUACUACUUUCAUCUUUGCAACUGAACCCGAGUAUCAGAUAUGCAGCAUCCACGGACUAGCGUUUGUUAUUUCACCAACCGAAGAGAUUCUUCCCGGAGCCCUUCCCGGCCAUUCUCUAGGGCUCUUCAGUGGUACAAACAACGAGAAUAGUUCAAAUCAUAUACUUGCAGUCGAGCUCGACACCAUCUAUAACUCUGAGUCUGACGACAUAAACGACCACCAGGUUGGCAUCGACAUUAACGGCCUGAAUUCAAUCCAAUCUAAUCCUGCAGGCUAUUUCCCAGAUCAAAAUGGUGAUUUCAGGGAUCUAAGUCUCACAAGUGGCGACCCAAUGCAGGUUUGGGUGGAAUAUGAUGGCAUCAACAGACAACUUGACGUUACCAUGUCACCCAUUAACAUAUCCAAGCCUGCACGCCCACUCUUAUCCUUGACAAGGGACAUUUCACCAUUCCUGCUAGAGUAUAUGUAUGUGGGGUUUUCAUCCUCCACAAGCUCAGUUAGCGCAAAUCAUUACAUCCUAGGUUGGAGUUUCAAGAUGAAUGGUCAAGCCCAACAAAUCGACGCUUCUCGCCCUCCAAAGCUCCUCCGAAGUCAACAAGGGAGAGAUGAUAAACAAAUCAAGUGGUUUUUGGCAAUUAUAAUGCCACCAGUUGCAUUUCUUCUACUCCUAGUCCUGAUCUUUGGUUUUCUUUUCACCAAAAGUAUGAAGAAAUUCAUGGAAGUCCUCGAGGAUUGGGAGGUCCAGUAUGGCCCUCACAGAUUUCGUUACAAGGAUCUAUUCAUUGCUACAAAGGGUUUCAAGGAGCUCCUUGGGCGAGGAGGUUUUGGUGGAGUAUACCGAGGUGUGCUUCCAACACCAAACAUACAGGUUGCAGUUAAAAGGGUUGCUCAUGAUUCAAGGCAAGGAUUGAGGGAAUUUGUCAAGUCCCGCGAUUUCGGAGAAGCCUCAAAUGAGCAGGAUGUGGAACUACCAACUUCAGUUACUUCAUUGACGAUCUCAGAGCCAUUCACCUCUACAGGCCGUUGAAUUACUUGUUCAUCUAUGACUGCUAGCUUUUUCAACAGAAUCUUUGUUUUAAGUUCCUAUAUAUCUUCUAGUUAUUUUGCCAUGUAAUCUUAAGGAUGUCUCUCUUCAAAUACUACAUGUCUGUAACAGGGUCUUGAAACGCAGUAUUAGCCAUUGUAAUGGAUGCGAGGUCAUCUGUUAUGUGCAACAGAUAUCGGGUGUAUUGACUGAUACGUUAGGGCAUUGGAUGUCGUCGCGACCUUGAAUCUGUUUCUGGUACUAGCAAAUGUAAUAAAC